This is a messenger RNA of Ruditapes philippinarum (Manila clam), 1352 nucleotides long. RefSeq names its product sushi, nidogen and EGF-like domain-containing protein 1. Gene Ontology annotation, biological process: establishment or maintenance of epithelial cell apical/basal polarity; heterophilic cell-cell adhesion. The record is from RefSeq and is a predicted model, not a curated record. The transcript has 11 exons. Gene Ontology annotation, cellular component: protein-containing complex; plasma membrane. The coding region runs from base 307 to 981 and encodes 224 amino acids. NCBI's taxonomy places the organism in Eukaryota, Metazoa, Mollusca, Bivalvia, Venerida, Veneridae.
AUUUCAGCGAUAAAUGCAUGCAGUUCAAACCCAUGCGUUAGAGGUAUCUGCUACCACUCGCACACAACACAAUAUCAUUGUGAAUGUCCUAAAGGGUACUUUGGAAAAAAUUGUGAAAUAGAUGACAAUGAGUGUAUCUCAGAGCCAUGUCAGAACGGCGGAAGUUGUAUCGAUGGUGUCGGAACCUUCUUGUGUCAGUGUAGACCAGGAUUUACGGGAGAGUUAUGCCAGAGAGACGUCAAUGAAUGCUCACGGUUCAACACUCCAUGUUUCAAUGGCGGUACCUGUGUGAAUGGAAUUGGUAAAAUGUCCUGUCAGUGCCCUAUUGGUUUCGUUGGCGAAAGAUGCCAGGAUGCAAUGGAUCCUUGCAUACAUAGUCCUUGCGUACGUGGAUCAUGUUUCUCACAUAAAUCCCAGUUUGUGUGCGAGUGUCCAUCUGGGUACGACGGAAAGUUGUGUGAAACUAAACAGUCAAAACAAACCAUAGUGGGUCCCAGAGAGGAAUUUAUCAAAAUACCGUUGGCUGAUCCAUUGAAUUUGAACUGCAGUCUUUCUGACAGUACUAAUAGUUACAGGACAUCAUUCCAAUGGCGUAAAUCUAGAGGAUGCUACCAGCUUCAUGCUAAUAAUAAUAAUAAUAAUUUUUACAUUCGGCAUUAUUCCACGUACAAGUUGACGCAUGCAGAUAUAGGGGCAGCGGGAACGUAUAUUUGUACAUUGGAACAGAUGGAGAAGUAUUUCCAUGUUGACAUCGCAUGGUGUUCAGAGAUAUGUACUUUUGAAGAUCGUGCUUUAUGUAAAUGGGACGAUACCGGAUCUUAUAUUUCAUGGCGAGAAGAGCAUGGGCGACUUGAAGAUCAUUCCCUGGGAACUAAAAGUGGUACAUAUAUGACAGUACAAUCGGACACUCCUGGGACAAAUGACGCAAGCGCUAAUCUGACGUCAGCCAAUUUACCAGCCAAUCAAACCAUUUUGUUUUGAAUUUUGGCACCGGAUAUCCUUUAAUGGUUCUGGAGCUUUGUUGAUGUAUCUUCAGGAUUCAUGCCUACACACAAGCACAGAGAUGUUUAAGGCAAUGGAUAACACAAAUGGACAAUGGGUUAAAGCUGAUAUUACUAUUUCCCGUGAUCUUAUACCAAAUGAUUAUAAUAUUGUCCUUUCUGUAGACAGACGGCGGUCAUUUCAAGGUUCUAUUGAUGUAGACGAUCUUAAAUUCAGCAAUGUUCACUGUCAAGGUGACCAAGGACUUCCGAUUAUUGGAUGAGAUUGGUGAUUUUAGAAAGCGAACUACAUACGAAGUUGGCAUUUUAUGUCUUGAAAUCAAUUUGUAUAAAAAUAAACUUUUUAGUAGA